Molecule: messenger RNA, 765 nt
Organism: Metopolophium dirhodum (rose-grain aphid)
Lineage: Eukaryota; Metazoa; Arthropoda; Insecta; Hemiptera; Aphididae
Exons: 3
Coding region: 1-765 (254 amino acids)
Source: RefSeq, a predicted model, not a curated record
AUGUGGAAAUUGAAAAGAGAUAUUGAAGACGAUGAAGAUUUACAUAAACCAACUUUACAAAAAAGAUAUUUGUUUGGUGUCGAUGAACUUCUAAAAAAUUUACAAGAUGAUGAUAUUGUUUUGAAUGGAGAAUUGCGAUCUAGCUUUAAAAACUUUUUGAGGAUGUCAACUGAAGAUUUCGAAAACUUAAUAUGUCUCAUCCGUCCAGCAAUUCACAAACAAAAUACUAAUUGGAGAACUGCUAUUAGUGUGACUGAACAUUUAGCUUUGACUUUAAGGUUCUCGGCGACGGGAGACUCUUACCUGAGCACUCAUUUACUCAGUCAAUAUCUCUUAUGCCUUCGAGCUCAGAAGAAUGUAAAAAAAAGAGCUUUUGAUUAUAAUAAAAUUGGGAAUUUUCCGCAAUGCGGCGGAUCUAUCGACGGAAAACAUGUCGAUAUUGAAGCACCAAUACUAAGUGGAAGUGAAUUUUAUAAUUAUAAAGGCACAUUUAGCAUUGUACUAUUUGCUAUUGUAGAUGCUAACUAUAAUUUUAUUUACGUUAAUGUUGGUUGUCAAGGUCGUAUAUCGGACGGAGGAGUAUUUAAAAGUACUGGAUUUCAAAAUCUCAUGGAAAAUUCUACUUUGAUCCUUCCAGAUAAAAGAGCACUGCCAGGUCGGGACAAAUUGAGCCUAAAUGUUUCCGAAGCUGAUGAUGCUUUUCCUCUUUCACCCAAUAUAAUUAAACCCUAUAGUGUAGCGAAUCUCAACAGAUUCUUCACUUAG